AUGCGGACUUCUUUCUUCCUGGCUCUUGCUUUCAUCAUCACGCGCGUCUGGGCUGGCGGGUAUCAAGGUGCUCUCGAGCGCUUGAUGCUCUUCUACGCCUUCGAGAUUGAUGAGCUCAAUGACCCAGCCCAACGGACCAUUGGCUUCACCUGCGUCCGUUGGAGGAAUGGCGAAUGCGAGAAUGACAUUUGGAGGGAAUGCAGGCCGAAGCCUAUAACUGGCAGGUCUAGAUGCAACUUCAAUGACCUUCAGGUCUUCCUGGGGAAACUGGAUACCGAUAAACCGGAACUGGUUCACGGAGCAGACCAAAACACCAAGACCCCUGAUAUUGUAGAGACGGCAAAGAAUGUCUAUGAACAGUAUGUGGUCAAGCAGGAAAAACCUGUGUACAACUUUCCAACCUACAAGGCUGUGAAGGGUGCAGAUGGGAACUUCAAUAAAUACAUCAAACACCUUGCGCAAACGGUCGCUCAGACGUCGAGCCGCCAAACCGCGGCCAACAAGGUCCUUUUCGACAACUUCAAAACAUCAUUGAACCAAGUCAAGAUCGUCCGGGCAGGCGAUCACGGUGCGCAUCUCAUUGACGCUGCUGAAAAGGAGCUUGGAAUACCGAACGACAUGGAGAUCAAGAAGGAAGCGCUGGGCAUCAAUCCUAUCGAUGGCAACACGAUGUACACUCUUGACUGGAAAGCUACUAUCCUUGCUGCAGAGGCAAAUGGUAUAGAAAAUGCUUCGAAGAUGGUCAAAGACUGGCAAAAGAAAUGGCCGCGAGGGGGAGGGGGAUCAUCUCGCCCUCAAUGA
Molecule: messenger RNA, 801 nt
Organism: Ilyonectria robusta
Lineage: Eukaryota; Fungi; Ascomycota; Sordariomycetes; Hypocreales; Nectriaceae
Exons: 2
Coding region: 1-801 (266 amino acids)
Source: RefSeq, a predicted model, not a curated record